Messenger RNA from Cyclocybe aegerita, 2721 nucleotides. Lineage: Eukaryota; Fungi; Basidiomycota; Agaricomycetes; Agaricales; Hemipholiotaceae. The record is from the annotation of a GenBank genome assembly.
AUGUGCGGGCCUGCCUUGAAUCUUGGAGGGACAGCAAGCCCUGCAAGUGGGACAAAGGCACCGUCUUCAUCGGAACGAGAGUCGCAUACGGGCAUCAGCGGUCGCGGUCGCGUCGUGGGGGGAAUCUGGGCGGAGGAAGCGCUGAAGCUGUGCGGGACGAAGGACGAGCACGUGGAUCACGGGUUCAUUUGUGUCACUGUGUUGCACUGGUCACUCUGCUCGUUCCCUUGCCGUCCUCCCCCACCCCCACCACCAUCCGCAGCCAACUCCCUCUGCAGCGCGCAGCCAUCGUCUCCAGAAUCCCUAGCCUCGAUGGCGAGCUCAAGCAGAUUGAAUGAUCCUGAGCGCUAUAUCAAAGUAACCUUGCAUGGCGCCAGCGGUCUCGUCAAGAGAGAAUUGCUCAGUCUUCCGGACCCAUUCGCAGUACUCACAGUUGAUGGUGAGCAGACGAGCACAACGGCUAUCUUCAGGCGGUCGUUGAGUCCAGCUUGGAAUGAGACAUUCGACGUGAAAGUAAGACAAUCGUCCAUGAUCGCUAUCCAAAUCUUCGACCACAAGAAAUUCAAGAAGAGGGAUCAGGGCUUCCUCGGGGUAUACAACAUCUCUGCUGCGGAUGCCAUCCAGUUGGCUGCUAAUCAACAAGGCGUUAUUACCAAGGAUCUGACGAUGUCCAGCAACAACCUCCCCGUCUACGGCAAAAUAUCCUUCAGCUUUUCCCUUCCCUCACAAGCUCAACAGCAGUCCGUUCCGAAUAACGUCGUUGACCGUCCUAUCAUGCAGUCGGCUGCCCAGGACUUUCAUAACCCACAGUCCGCUCAAAGUUCUCUGGGCGGCGCAAGGCUAUCCAAUCCUCUCCCACAAACGCGCCUCGAUGAUGACCAUCCAAGACUUCAGAACACCCUCUCUACACCAUCCCUUCGUCCAUCCAAUAGCCAUCUUGCCCUCAACACCUCCUUCAAUGCCCAACCAAGAACCGAGAGUAUAAGUGCUCGCCCAACCUCGUCUUCUGGUCCCGUAGCUGGCCGCAUGUUGGAUGACGAGUUCGGCAAUCCUUUACCCCAAGGCUGGGAACGGCGGAUAGAUCCCCAAGGACGACACUACUAUGUAGACCACAACACGAGGCAGACGACAUGGCAUCGACCAAACCAAGCCCAGUCGGUCCAGAACCGACCUACUUCACAACUAUCCGGUCAGCAGGGACCAUCUAGAAGUCCAAACUCCAAUCCCGCUUCAGCUGUUUCUGUAACGUCACCAGCAUCUACUGGUGCCCCACAGACUGGGACGUAUGCUGACAUUCCGUUGCCGUUGGGUUGGGAAGAGCGACGGACUGCUGAAGGGCGGCCAUAUUUCGUCGACCACCAUACCCGGACGACGACAUGGACAGACCCUCGACGAGCCACACAGCCGCCCCCUUCAGCCGUCAUGAGGCCAGUCACCAAUCCCAAUCUCGGUCCUCUGCCAUCCGGAUGGGAGAUGCGUCUGACAUCAACCGGGCGUGUCUACUUCGUCGACCACAAUACCCGAACGACAUCCUGGGACGAUCCAAGACUUCCUCCGAAUCUGGACGAUAACGCCCCACAGUACAAGCGUGACUACAGAAGAAAGGUGGUCUAUUUCAGGAGUCAACCGAAGAUGCGGGUUCUUCCCGGCAAGUGUGAAAUCAAAGUAAGACGUACGCGGGUCCUUGAGGACAGUUAUGGCGCCGUGAUGGCUCUGCCAGGUGAAGACCUCAAGCGGAGGUUGAUGGUCAACUUCGAAGGUGAAGACGGGUUGGAUUAUGGUGGUGUUUCAAGAGAAUGGUUCUUCCUCUUGUCACACGAGAUCUUCAAUCCAAGUUAUGGUCUAUUCGAAUAUUCGACGCACGACAACUAUACCCUGCAAAUCAAUCCCGCCUCAGGCAUCAAUCCCGACCAUUUGAGCUACUUCAAGUUCAUCGGACGAUGUCUCGGCCUUGCCAUCUUCCACCGUCGAUUCUUGGAUGCGUACUUCGUUCCAAGUUUCUAUAAGAUGAUCCUUGGCAAGCACAUGUCGUUAGUGGAUUUAGAAGCUGUUGAUGCUGAUCUUCAUCGAUCUCUGGUGUGGAUGUUGGAGAAUGACAUCACGGACGUACUAGACGAGACCUUCACGACGACAGAGGAGCGGUUUGGCGAGCUUGUGACGAUUGAGCUGAAACCCGGAGGCGAAGACAUUCCCCUGACGGAGCAGAACAAGAAGGAAUACGUUGACGCUGUGGUCGCUUACCGCAUCUCGAAGCGUGUGAAGGAGCAGUUUGACGCGUUCAUGGAGGGUUUGCUGGAGCUCAUACCGAGAGAGCUAAUCAACGUCUUCGAUGAACGGGAGCUGGAGCUGCUCAUUGGUGGCAUGUCGGAAAUUGACAUGGACGACUGGACCAAAUUUACUGACUAUCGUGGGUACGAGAAGACCGAUCAAGUCAUUGAGUGGUUCUGGCAAUGCAUUCGAUCAUGGCCAGCAGAAAAGAAAUCUCGGCUGCUGCAAUUCACGACGGGCACAUCGCGUGUGCCGGUCAACGGCUUCAAGGACUUGCAAGGGUCCGACGGGCCACGGCGGUUUACCAUCGAGAAGUCAGGGGAUCCUGCUGGUCUGCCUCGCAGUCAUACAUGCUUCAAUAGGCUGGACCUGCCACCGUACCAAGAUUAUGAAAGCCUGGAAUCAAAACUGUCGUUUGCUAUUGAAGAGACAGAAGGAUUUGGACAAGAGUAA